Messenger RNA from Carassius gibelio (silver crucian carp), 4658 nucleotides. RefSeq names its product Kv channel-interacting protein 4-like. Gene Ontology annotation, cellular component: voltage-gated potassium channel complex. The transcript has 9 exons. Bases 302 to 1030 code for a protein of 242 amino acids. Gene Ontology annotation, molecular function: calcium ion binding; potassium channel regulator activity. Lineage: Eukaryota; Metazoa; Chordata; Actinopteri; Cypriniformes; Cyprinidae. The record is from RefSeq and is a predicted model, not a curated record. Gene Ontology annotation, biological process: regulation of potassium ion transmembrane transport.
UGGGUCCAGCCCUGGGUCCUGUGUGUAAAACAUCCAUCAUUGACAUGAAUGAUCAUGCCGCUCUCUGAUUGGCCGCUCUCGGGCGCAGAUGCUGAUGAUGUUUCGCUGUCCCCUCGUGAGAGAGGCUAGAGCCCACCAGCAGACAGACUGAUCAUCGGGAGUAUCUCUCGUCCUCCCCUCCUCUUCUCUCUCUCGAAAUAAGAGCAAGCAUUCAGUAGCGUGAAACCUGAGCAUCUUUGUGUUGCUGUGAAGGCACCGAAGGUACAGCAGCUCUUCUAAGCCCAAAAGUUGUAGUGUGACCAUGUCGGCCCCUAUCAAGAGGACUCAGUGGGAUGAAGACCUGACUCACUUUCGUAAGGAUCACGGCCUUUCCAAGAAAGUGCUGCUUAACUGCUGUCUGGUCAGGCGGAUCAUCUCCUGGGCUUCCCCUCACCAAAAAGAUAGUGUCGAGGAUGAGCUGGAGCUGUCUGCUGUGCGCCAUCGACCAGAAGCUUUGGAGCUGCUGGAGGCUCAAACGCGUUUCUCACGCAAAGAGCUUCAAAUCCUCUAUCGGGGCUUUAAGAGUGAAUGCCCCAGUGGUGUGGUCAAUGAAGACACAUUUAAGGAAAUAUACUCUCAGUUUUUCCCACAGGGAGACGCAUCAUCAUAUGCACAUUUUCUAUUUGAUGCAUUCGACACAGAUCAAAAUGGCUCUGUCAGUUUUGAGGAUUUUGUGAUGGGUCUUUCCAUUCUCUUACGAGGCACCAUUCAUGAGAAGCUUAACUGGGCAUUUAACCUGUAUGAUAUUAAUAAAGAUGGAUAUAUAACAAAAGAGGAAAUGUUAGAUAUCAUAAAGUCCAUCUAUGACAUGAUGGGGAAAUGCACAUAUCCCAUGCUUAGAGAGGAAACGCCACGACAGCAUGUGGAGAUAUUUUUCCAGAAAAUGGACAAAAACAGGGAUGGAGUGGUCACUAUAGAUGAAUUUAUAGACUGCUGUCAAAACGACGAGAACAUCAUGAAAUCAAUGCAGCUUUUUGAGAACGUCAUUUAACAUCUGAAUGGACUCUGUUAGCUGGCCAGCUCACUUAUCCACCUUUAUACUCCACAAACCCGACGUCCUCAAUGAUACACAUCUGAUUACUAGCAGUGCUUUACCCGUAAACCAAAAUUAAUAGCAUUUUUAAUAUCAAAGAAAAAUUAUUUUUAAAUUUUUUUCACUUAUACUUUUAGUUAAUGUAAUCAUCUUUUUUUUCUCUGUUUUGAAAAAAGUUUUGAAACUAGAAACCAUAGUACAUAUUAAAGUAACAUUUCAUACAUUUAUAUUAUAUACAAACAGAAUACAUUUCUGUGUACAUUUUUCACAAAUCCAAUUUUAAAUUGCAACAAUUUACAAGGAAUAUUCGAGAUACAGUUUAACUUAACUCAGUAGCUAAAGAAACAGUUCACCCAAAAGUAAAUAUCUAUCAUCCAAUAGUUUUUUUUUGUUUGUUUGUUUGUUUUGUUUUCUUAAUGAGAACAGAUUUGGAAAAAUGUGCAUUACAUCACUUGCUCACCAAUGGAUCCUCUGCAGUAGUAUUAAUUUUGUCAGCCAUUUCUAAUUUAGUCUUAGUCCUUGUGUCAAAUGUCCUUAGUUAUCCUAUUUAGUUAGCCUUGUCCUGUUUUUGUUUAGUCAAGUUUCAGUCUACUUAAUAUCUGAAUUUUAGUAUUUCAGUAGUUUUUAGUCAAUAAUUUUUUUUUGGAACACUAUUUAAGUUAAACUGUUUAAAAAAAAUUGCUCAAAAUUAUAAUCGGAAUUGUUGUCAUUGGAGAUAUACAUUUUUACAUUUCAGGUAUUGCACUAUCACCAUUAAGCACAAAUAUGGAUUUUUUCCACAUAAGCGGACUUAUCGCUCACAUAAUGUACCAUCUAAAAUAACGGGAAAAAUAUUGAUUUGAUGACAUAAUAUGUCGUUAUAACGAGAAAAAUAUGUAGUUUUAUGAGAAAACAUCUCCUAAUUACGAGAAAAGAUGUCGUUUUAACGAGAAAACAUCUCGUAAUUACGAGAAAAUAUGUCGUUUUAACGAGAAAACAUCUCGUAAUUACGGGAAAAGAUGUAAUUUUAACGAGAAAAACAGUCUAAUGUGUCUGCCAAUUCAAUUUUUAUGAAACUUUUAAUUUUCUUUACUACAUUGCAAAACAUAGACUUUUUCUCCCUUUUUUUCAGGAAAAUAUGCUGCUCCUCGUUAUUUGAAAGUGGAGAAAUCUAUAAACUUUUAUUUCUAUCGGCCAGUGAUGAUUCUGAAAGGACAUAGGCUACCUGUAAAACAUUGCUAUAGUUACGAACACAAUUUCAUGAUAAUUGUGCUCUUAUUUUAGUGCAGUCUCACAGCCACUGUCAAAUAUUGAGAUAAACUUUAUAAAGUAUCAUCUAUUUAUAUUAAAUUGGUAUCUUAUCCGAUAUCCAUUUUGUGACCAUUGAUCCGAUUCUUUUCAAUCAGCUAGAAUGAUUCGGGACAUUCGUUUAAUGUGGCUUAAUGCAUUAAAACAUAGUUUUUAAAAGACCAAACUCAGUAAACAAAUUAAUAAUAAAGAAUUCUAUUCACUGACAGGCAGAUGAGUCCAGAAUAAGAAUGCAAUGUGUUUAAUUACGUAUUAAGCGUUUUCCUCCCAUAGAAAACCAUUAAACUAAAAGGAAAACGCGUAAUGUGGCGUAAUGCAUUAAAACGUGUUUUAAAGAGACCAAACUCAGUAAACAUUUUAAUAACACAUUUUAUUUACAGACAAGCAGGUUAUGGGUGGAAAUUAAAUGCUUUGUGUUCGUAUUCUGUGCUCAUAUCUGCUUGUCUGUGAAUAGAAUUGCUUUAUUAAUCAUUUGUUUACUGAGUUUGGUCUUUUUAAAACACUGUUUUAAUGCAUAAAGCCACGUACUUUCACGUUAAGCAUGCUUUUAGAAUGUCCCAAUUAUUCAUUUGUGAAUUAACAGCAUUCUCCAUCCUACACAACUACGCACACAUUUCAUAUCAUGUAAGUCUAUGAAAGACGAUUGAACCAAUCAGAGUAGGUGUGGGGCAGGUGCAGCCCCGCCUCGACCCAUGUUUGAAAUUGUGUAAAUAGCACAAAUAUACAAAUUAAACAAUGUUCAAGAUUGUAGGUGUCCAGGUACAGAAACUGAAUAAUCAAAUGUAAAUAGCAUUGCACAUUCAUUACUGUAUAGAUUAAAUAUGUAAAUUUCUCUUAUUUAAUUUCUUGGAUUAACAUUAAAGACACUGACGGCAGCUAGUAAAUUAGGCGCGGUCACUUUAAGAGAUAAUACAACCCAUAUAAAGAUACACAUUAUAUUGCUUUCUCAACUGUUUACUUUCACUUUCACAAUUUUGUAUGUAUUUGUCAUUUCAAGAGCAAGAAGAGACAAAACUCAAUUCGGUGUUUAAGGGCUGUAGACAUGACUCUCUGCAUGCACUCUGUACGCACCAAACAGCGCGUGGGUGUUGAAUGCCCUUAUGUUUAUACUGACAAGGUGUAUUUGUUCAGUCAUGCACGGGAGGAAGUGAAGAAGAGCUCGGUUUGGUGUUUGCGCGGGUAUAUCAUUGAUAUCGCGAUAUGAGACUUUUUUUUUUUUUUAGUAUGUAAAAAUUUAUACCAUUAUUUUUGGGAUGGUAUAAUAUGGCUCAUAAUUGCAGUAAAUGGUUGCCUUCAAAAUUUAUAAAAAACAUCACAGUAAUCCACAUCAGUUCAGUCCAUCAAUUAAUGUCUUAUGUUGCUGCAAGUUUGUAAGAAACAAAUCCAGUAAGAAGAUCUUCUUAACUUUAAACUGGUGCCUCUGCUCAAAAUACGAGUAAUCCAUGAUAAUGCUAGUUAAGAGCUGUUCUGGACUAUUUCUUUUUUCUAAAAUGUGCUUGAGGUGUGCAUAUUUCUUUCCUGAUUCAAAUGAGAAAAAGCUAUAUUAUGGAUAGAGGACUCCGUUUUAACCAGAAGCAGUUUUGAACUAAAAAAUGUCUUGAUGGAUUUGCAGCUUUUUUCUUCACAAGAUGUUAAUUGGUAGACUGAAGUGGUGUGGAUUAUUUUGAGGUUUUUAGCAGCUGUUUGGACUCUCAUUCUGACGGCACCCAUUCACUGCAGAGGAUCUAUUGGUGAGCGAGUGAUGGAAUGUUAAAUUUCUACAAAACUUAUCUGAUGAAGAAACAAACUCAUCUACAUUUUGGUUGAUUUGAGAAUGAGUACAUUUUCCAUUUGGGUGAACUAUUCUUUAAGUUACGUAUACAAUAUAACAGUAAAAAUUCUUUGCAUAACACAUUCAUGCUAUAUUAACUGUUUCCAUUUUUAAGCACAAUCAAUAAUAAGUCCUACUUACUUCUUUCAAAAAGUACAAACCUCUGACUCUGCAGCCUCUGAAUUUCUACAGAAUCAUUCCAGAAUGUUCUUAGCUACAACAGUGGGUCCAGCCAAAACAGGUGGAAAGUCAAAUAAAGAUUAAGAUGUUGUAUGUUUUCUAAAAUAUGUUUGAAAUAGAACUUAACAUCUGGUGGUGUUGUGUUUUUGGUUCAGAAUCAUUUGCCAACUAGAUCAAAAUACUGUAUUAUAGAUUUGGAAGCUACAGGUAGCAAAUCAAAGCACACAUGUUGUAUUUGUCUUAAGAAACACUGUUACAAAGUAAUGCUGCUUAUAUGUAUCUUAAUUAUAAAGUCCUUUAAAAACAAAA